This is a messenger RNA of Anguilla rostrata (American eel), 3072 nucleotides long. Its product is annotated as potassium voltage-gated channel subfamily C member 4-like. Gene Ontology annotation, cellular component: neuronal cell body membrane; dendrite membrane; presynaptic membrane. The coding region runs from base 1092 to 2459 and encodes 455 amino acids. Gene Ontology annotation, biological process: protein homooligomerization; potassium ion transmembrane transport. The record is from RefSeq and is a predicted model, not a curated record. The transcript has 4 exons. NCBI's taxonomy places the organism in Eukaryota, Metazoa, Chordata, Actinopteri, Anguilliformes, Anguillidae. Gene Ontology annotation, molecular function: protein binding; delayed rectifier potassium channel activity.
CUGCUAAAUAAACAGAGGAGAGGAACUGCCAGGCAUUGCUGUCUGGCACCAAAAAUCAGCAUAGAAAAACAACAUAGAAUUGUGCUAACUGAUCCUGGAUCAUUGAUCGGGAGGCAUGAAGUUCCUGGACCUGUGAAACAAUUGCAACAAGGUCUGACACUCUUAACAGUUCAAAAGGAGGUUUCUGUUACCACAUCAGUUUCAUUGUGGGGGUUAGCGUGCUGUUUUAGCACAGUGAGAACAUAUACGUGGAUGGCAAGCAUGGGCAUUGUAUUUGAUAGUUAAUAGGUCUCUCACCUGUUGACAAGUGGACAUCAACAGUUAGCUUUACACAAACAAGGUUGUCGAUCAUUAUAGUCCCUCAGGCAACUUGGACAUUUUCUGCUGGCUAAACACGUUAAUCUGCCAAUGGGUUUGGAUGUUCAGGAUAAUCUGUUAUCUGAAUGUUGAUGCAUUCUGUUUCUAACAAUUUAAAGUGGUUUUGAAGUUUCUAGGUCCUUUUGUCUAGGAACUAUUGAAAUGGAAAGAAUUUGUAACCUGUAAUUUGUUGACGGCCCCUAACCACUUCCAUUGACUAAUCGGAAAAUAGGGAAGAGUCGGGGAAAUAAGACGAUACGAGACUGGGUGUGUGAAUAUCUGUCUAAAUGUCUGAAUAUCCAACGUUGUAAAGACCGUUGCAUUGUGUCUCAAAACCCCGGGACAAAGGGGGAAAGGGUCGGCGAGACUGGGUGUCCGAAUGUCAGUUGAAUAUUAAACUUAAAACCAACUUCACCUCGGUUUGUGCAGCUUGCACUCAGAACCCCAGAGUCCGGACUCUUCACUGUAAUAGCGUUCAAGAGCUAAGUUUUCAUCACGACGUCAGUUUGAAAUUCCGCGUUUCGGUGUACAUUACCAGACCCUGAACCCAAAAAGGAAGAAAAAUAACAUUGCCUAUUCAAUGAGUAAUUGAAAUCCAAACGUUCAGUCGGACCCACUUUUGACGCCACAUUGUUUUCAGAACGAAGUUGGGUGGUCUCCUGUCUGCACUAAGCCGUGUGGACGACCAAGGUGUGGAAACAAAACCUCCAUUGAAAAUUGAUCUGAAGGAAGAGAUGGCCAAGAGAGAGGACAGUGAAAAGAUAGUCAUCAAUGUUGGUGGUGUGCGGCACGAAACCUAUAAGAGCUGCCUUAAGACCUGGCCCGGCACCCGGUUGGCCCGCUUAGCGGAAUCUCUCUCAGAUGGCGAUGACGCGGAACCUGGUUCAAUCGGCGAGUUUUUCUACGACCGAGACCCAGGUAUGUUUACCUACAUACUAAACUACUACAGGACCGGAAGUCUCCAUUGCCCACCCAUGGUUUGUGGCUGCCUGUUCGAGAAGGAGAUGGCCUUCUGGGGGAUCAAUGACGCGGGCAUGGAGGCCUGCUGUUGGGUGUCUUACUGUUCCCACAGAGACAGAAUUGAAACCCUCCGCAAACUGGGACCGUCCGAUCACGAGCAACAGGACGGACACAACCUCCUCCUGCUCGGCCCUGAAUGCAGGGAGGCUUCACGGAGGUCAAAGAUAUGGGCCCUUUUUGAUGAUCCAUACUCAUCCAAGGCUGCAGAGGUCAUUGCUGUCAUAUCCCUCAUCUUCAUCCUGGUCUCCAUCAUCAACACCUGUGUAGGUACGCAUCCGUUUUUCCAUGAAUUCCAGGUGGUCCAUGUGGCGGUGACAGCUAACUACAUCAUGGAGAACGACACAGUGGAACCCGUGCCUUCUAAAGUGUUUUUCGUGGUGGAAGCUGUUUGCGUGGCUUGGUUCACCUUUGAGUUCCUGGUUCGCGUCGUCUGCUGCCCGGUCAAGCUGCUCUUCGUCAGCAAUCCGCUCAACAUCGUCGACUUUGUGGCUGUCCUUCCUUUCUACCUUGAAGUGAGGCCCGAGUUCCUCCCCAACAGCAUCAGGUGCAUUCUGGGAAUGGUGCGAGCGGUGCGCUUCCUCCGCCUUCUGCGGGUGUUCAGACUGAUGCGAGACGUCGUGUGUGUGCAGGUCCUGAGACACACUCUGCGGGCCAGCCUUGGCUACUUCUUCAUCAUCUCCGCUUUCCUGGGGGUGGCCUCAUUCAUGUUUGGCUCCUUAUUCUUCUAUGCCGAGAGCCUUUUGGACACUGUAGACAUGAAUGUCCAUGAUAUUUCCGGUAGUGCCUGGUGGGCAGUGAUAUCCAUGACUACCCUUGGCUACGGCGACAUCAUUCCAAUAACUUGGCCUGGCAAGGUAGUUGGAGGCCUGUGUGCUGUGACGGGUGUGCUGACCCUCGCCCUGCCUGUUCCUGCCUUGGUGAACAACUUCCGGAUAUACCACGAGUUGGUUACAGCUAAACGUAAACUGUCAACGAAGAGGAGGUACAACCCUGACCUAAAUGUUCCAGUGGCCUCAACCUCCGGGGACUUGUAUCACAACCAGGGUUCUGGCUGCCCUCUGGUGACUGAAUCAAUCCACUAAGAGGUGCCAUACUCAUCAUGACAGUGAAAAGUGUGAUGAUUCCUCCUGGUAGGAUUGCUCCUGGUGGGUUGCUCUAGGUGUGAAGGUAAAGUCUUCUGCGCUGUAAAACCCUGGAAGAGGCUGCCAUUCGGAGUCCUGAAUACCACCAUGACUGCACCACUAUAUCACAAAAACCGGUGACGAUGCAAGAGUUUUGCACUGUUACCUGAUUCAGGCUGAAAGUCACAUGCUUCGAACAGUGUAACCCACUACACAUUGUACAGUGCAAAUUAACAGUACUCAUUAUUUUAAUCGUAAUCAUUAUUUUAAUUUCAUUAUAAUUAAAUCAGCAAUGGGGUUCAGAUAUACUACUAUAAGGAGUUAUAAUGUAUUUACGUGUCAUCUGUUUAUAUACUGUUUGAUAAUAACUAACCAAAAUGAAACUCUUUUGAUUGCAAAUGAACUCUUACAAUGUAGCACUAACACAUAAUUACUGUUGUUUAACCUCAAUUAUGCUAUCAUCUAUGUAACUAUCUCUGAAUUUAUCAUUUUUAUUAAUUACCAUAUUGUGACAGUCAUUGGAAUUUCUCUCAAGUAAAUAAACAACAAAUGAAGAUUGAUUUGUUUGACGAUA